UACGGGUUCAAAGUCACACUGACGCCUGUCGACUUAGACUGGCACAGUUACAUAGCAUACGCGAUGCAGGAGGAUACUCCCCUGUGGGAAUGUGAAAUGGUCCGCGUAAACAAUAGGCUUUCAUGUGUGAUUCCUCAACUUCCACCAAAUUCCAUUUACAAAGUCGGCAUAGCCUGCUGCACUUCACACGGCAUUUGCAUCUACUGUAUUGAUCGUCUCCCUGCCAGAACGAGGCCUGGCGCGCCCCGGUAUCCCGCCUUAAGAAGCUCAACCCCAAAUGCUCUGACAAUGGUAUUUGAACCGCCUGCGGACGCCAGGGACUCCGCCUACAUCUAUGCGGGCACCUUCGACCCACCCGUCGGCCUAAAUGUUUACGGUGGGGGUUGCGAAAAAAGGCAACUUACAACUGACCCUUUCUGCGAAACGGACCUUGCUGUGCCCGCAACGAUCUACACCUUCCGGAUAUUCGCCUGUACCCACAAAAGUUUGCUGUGCAUGGAAGGAGAAACGGGAAAUGCUAGUACCUCAGACCCACAGCCAGGUCGCCUUUACUUGGCUCGGAUGCAAAACGGCUGUGUUUACGUCACCUGGCGUUCGAAAAUUGGAAACGAAUUGGACGAUAAGCGCGUAUUUCGAGUGCGUGUUGAUAAAACCACCAGUGAAGAACACCGUGUUCCAGUCGGACAAGGAAACUACAGCUACGUCUUCAAUGGGCUCCAACCGUCUACGCCGUACAUCUUCACCUUGGACAUUUGCGAGGGACAAACUUGCAAAACAUUAGAUGGCGCAGCGCUCGCAACUUUAGAUGCAGGUGAAUUUUAUGAAUGA
Molecule: messenger RNA, 828 nt
Organism: Dibothriocephalus latus
Lineage: Eukaryota; Metazoa; Platyhelminthes; Cestoda; Diphyllobothriidea; Diphyllobothriidae
Source: the annotation of a GenBank genome assembly